Messenger RNA from Dujonia railenensis, 1968 nucleotides. Lineage: Eukaryota; Fungi; Ascomycota; Pichiomycetes; Serinales; Debaryomycetaceae. The record is from the annotation of a GenBank genome assembly.
AUGAUUAAUACCGAAGUCUUGCUAGAUCGGGAACUAAGUGCGGGACUUUCCAAGUUCUCCGAUAAGGUGAUCUUGCCGCAAUCGGUUCUUUCGCAGAUUAUCGACGAAUAUCAGGAUAAUUUGCCACAUCCGUUGAUUUUCAGGAUGAUUUGUAAUGGAUCGCAAAGUUAUUUGGGUGUGAAAGAAUUCGGUGGGGACGAACAGGAGCACAAGGCUGGGAUCCCUUGGAUAAUACAACAGGAACUUGGAGUUAGUGAUGACAAGGACCAAGCCGUACCAUUGAACUUCACCCUUAUCGACUCCAUCCCAAAGGGUACCUCAUUAAAACUCAAGCCAAUCAAGGAGUACCCUGAGGUUCACAAUUGGAAGUAUUUCUUGGAGUCAAAAUUGCGCAACUAUACUACACUUACGAAGGGCAGUAUACUCUACGUAGAAGAUAAAGAUCAAGUGUAUGAGCUUUAUGUGGAGGAUGUAGAGCCUGCGAACACUGUGUGCAUUAUAGAUACAGAUAUCACGCUAGAUGUGAUUGAGGAGCUCCACGAGGACAGCAUUAAAAAGAGGAGUAGUGACGUGAUCAAGGAGAUUGGCUUAACUGUUGAGGUCGAGCUCGGAUCCUCACCUGUUUACAAAAUCCAGAAGGAAAAGGUAAAUGGCAAGAGGAUAUCCGUGGAACCUAUCGACAACGAUUUUGAUAAUGUUGAUGUGGUUUUGGGAGAUAAAUUUGUCAGCUUGGAUCGCUAUACAACUACCACUUUGGGCCUGGGCAGUCAUUCACUUACUGUUCCGCAAGAUACUGACUCGAUGGAAGGAGAAAAGGACGACUGGACCUAUUUAAUCCCUUAUGUCUGGGAUCACUCUGUUAAAGUGAACAUCGUAUUGUCAGAGAUAGAGGAUGAAGAAAUGGAGGUAGUACCUGAAGUAGGCAGCAACAACAACAUGGUCCAAUGUGGUAAUUGUGACAAGUAUAUACCGAAAGCAAGCAUGGUCUUGCAUGAGAACUUUUGCAAGAGAAAUAAUGUGAAAUGUUCUUGUGGAAAAGUGUUCUUGAAGAAUAUACCUGAGACUCAUUGGAAAUGUGAACACUGCGAGCAACAUAGCGAUACGCAAUUAUCUAAAAUAAAACAUUACAGGACAUUUCACGAAGGUCCAUAUAAAUGCCCUGAUUGUGGUGCAAGCGGAUUCAGUUCUUCCUUUGACUUGGUAUUGCAUCAUAGAGCAACCGAUUGUAGCUUCAAGCUCCAUGAGUGCAGGUUUUGCCAUUUAAUUGUUCCUCAAGAAGAGUCCAACUACGAAGAUAAAUACAAUAACUUGACUCAUCAUGAAAGUGAUUGCGGCAACAAGACCACCGAAUGCUUUAGGUGUCAGAAAAUAUUUAAGCAAAAGGAUAUUGCUACUCACUUGAAAGUACAUGAAUUGGAGAAGGUGCAAUAUGAUAACAUAGUCACAGUAUCUACCGAGAAAUGUUCCAACGACAACUGUAUUAAUAUUUUAAAUGGUCCAAGCAAUCUGUUGAGAUUGUGCGAUUUGUGUUAUGGUUCGGUUUACUCAUCUGUGGACGACCCAACCAACUUUAAGUUACAGAACAGGAUUGAAAGAAAGUAUGUCAUUCAGUUGUCCAAAGGUUGCGGAAAUCUGUGGUGUAAGAAUCCUGAAUGCAAGUCUUCAGGUAUGGCAACUGCAAUGACCAUGAAAGAUAUUAUUCCUCACGUUAGAGACGGGUUGCUCAGUUUCGUUGUAUCUCCCCAGCUUCCAAUAAAUAACCAAAGAGCUCAUAAGGAGAUCAACCAAAACCAAUUUUGGUUCUGUGUGGAUCAGAAUACGACCAAGAGAAAGUUAUUAGUUGAGAACUUGUUUAUCCAAGGCGAGUACAAGCCCGAAUUGGUGUAUAAGGCAGUUAACGAGAUAAGGGAGAUAUCUGAGGAUAGAAUAAGGAAUUGGCUAGAAUAUAAUGCGAUAAAGGCCGGAUAA